Messenger RNA from Lactuca sativa (garden lettuce), 880 nucleotides. RefSeq lists its product as uncharacterized. The record is from RefSeq and is a predicted model, not a curated record. Lineage: Eukaryota; Viridiplantae; Streptophyta; Magnoliopsida; Asterales; Asteraceae.
ACUUGACCCUUUCAAACUCUUUCUUUCUUGUUCUUCUCUUUUCAAAAUAAAAACAUCAAAACACCUCACCACAAUACAUAACAAAAAACAAUGGCAUCAACACCCCACCAUUACUAUCUGCCUAUGCAUACACUCAUUCUAUCUAUAUCCCUUUUUGUUUUUCUUCCAAUUCUACCCCUUACCACCUGUAAUUCGAUCCAUGAUCUCCUGCGGAGCAGAGGCUUACCAGCAGGGCUCUUCCCACAAAAUGUGAAGUCAUAUGAUCUUGACCAAAAUGACUAUUUGCAAGUUUAUUUGGAAGAGCCGUGUGAGGCGAAGUUUGAGAACAGGGUGUUCUUUGAGAGUGUGGUCAAGGCUAACCUAAGCUAUGGCGGACUCAUUGGUUUGGAGGGUUUGUCUCAAGAAGAGCUUUUUCUUUGGUUGCCUGUGAAGGGUAUUAAGGUCAUUGAUCCGCUAUCUGGUUUGAUCUUGUUUGAUAUUGGGCUUGCUUUUAAACAGCUCUCUCUUUCUCUUUUUGAAGAACCACCUAUUUGUGUUCCAAAAGUAUCAUUGAAAUGCAGUUGGGCAGUUGGAGAGUUAUGGAAGGAAGGAGUUGGGAUAUCAAAAUCUUUAAAGACGAAAAGAAAUGGAAACGAGAACAAAGGAUGGGUCUCUAAUUCCAAAUGUUUUGUUUUGGUUUUUUUUUUUUUUUUUUUGUCGCUUUUUGCUUUUGGUUUUUCAUUUUCAUUUUGUUUUUUGUGGUUUUGAGAUUUUCCACCAAUACUUUAUACUUGUUUGAGAAUGAGGAAACGGAAAGGGGUGAAGGAUGAUAUGUUUGGAAUCGAAUAAUCAUUAAAACAUAUGUUUUUCAAUCAUUAAUUUCAUUUAGUUUUUGUUUUUA